AUGCCGGUUAGAGUUAACCUUGGAGCGCAAAUGUUUCGUCGGGCGCGAACUAGCGAACAUGAACUGUUAUCGUGGCAAGUGAUGCCGCCUAUCGCUCUCAAACCCUUGGACACUUCUUUUCGUCGGUCACGUUGGCGUCUUCAAUGCAUUUGUGUUUUCCUUUGGUUUGAAGUGUUCCGGUUCCUCAUAAUGGCCUCCAGGGAAGGUAUUGCUAAAGAUGUCACAGAACUUAUCGGUAAUACUCCAAUGGUCUACUUGAGAAAAGUUGGUCGAGGAAUGCACGGAAUAAUCGCGGCAAAACUUGAGUAUUUGAAUCCGGCGUGUUCGGUGAAAGAUCGAAUUGGAUUGUCAAUGAUUCAAUGCGCCGAGGAGGCUGGCAAGAUUCGCCCUGGCCUCACUACUCUUAUAGAACCGACGUCCGGUAAUACAGGUAUCGCAUUGGCCAUGGUAGCCGCCGCUAGGAACUAUCGCCUCAUCAUCACGAUGCCGGCAAGCAUGAGUAUUGAGAGGCGUACUCUUUUGAAAGCUUAUGGUGCUGAGCUUGUUCUCACGGAUCCAAUCUUUGGAAUGAAAGGAGCUAUCCAGCGUGCUAAUGAGCUGCAUGAGAAUAUCCCUAAUAGCUUCAUUCUUGCACAGUUCGACAAUCCGUCCAAUCCUCAAGUUCAUUACCUGACGACAGGUGCUGAAAUUUGGAGGCAAACACGUGGAAAGGUGGAUGCAUGCGUUUUCGGUAUUGGAACCGGAGGAACCAUCACGGGAGUUGGGCAGUACCUCAGAGAGCAAAAUCCCAGUGUGAAGGUCUAUGCGGUGGAACCAGUGGAGAGUCCAGUGCUUAGCGGGGGUGAUCCAGGCCCUCAUCGUAUUCAAGGUUCGUCCUAG
Molecule: messenger RNA, 879 nt
Organism: Ostertagia ostertagi
Lineage: Eukaryota; Metazoa; Nematoda; Chromadorea; Rhabditida; Trichostrongylidae
Source: the annotation of a GenBank genome assembly